Molecule: messenger RNA, 967 nt
Organism: Pundamilia nyererei
Lineage: Eukaryota; Metazoa; Chordata; Actinopteri; Cichliformes; Cichlidae
Product: U2 snRNP-associated SURP motif-containing protein-like
Exons: 4
Coding region: 21-614 (197 amino acids)
Molecular function (GO): RNA binding
Source: RefSeq, a predicted model, not a curated record
AUAGUUGAUUGUAUUUCUCCAUGCAGGUUAAAGUCAUGAAGUUCCAGGAUGAGCUGGAGUCUGGGAAAAGACCUAAGAAGCCCGGUCAGAGUAUUCAGGAGCAGGUGGAACAUUAUAGGGACAAACUACUACAAAAGGAAAAAGAAAAAGAAAAACUGGAGCGGGAAAAAGAGAAGGAAAAGAAAGAGAAGGAAAAAGCUGAGGCACGGUUGAAAGAGUUAAAGAAGGAAAAAGAGAAGGAGGACACACCAACCAGAAAGGAGAGAUAUUUGUCCCCUCCGGUUGAUAGGAAGCGUCGUCACAGUGGAUCACCGAGCCCAACGCGGAGCAGCAGCAGACGAGGCCGGUCGUCCUCACCUCGUUCAGAGCGGUCCGAAAGAUCAGAGCGCUCCGACCGAUCAUACUCUAAAGACACAUCCUCACGUUCUUCUCAUAAAGACUCUCCUCGAUCCAGCAACAGAAAGUCAUCCAAGAGAUCACCGUCAUCACCUCGCACACCCAAACGAUCCAGGAGAUCGCGCUCCAGGACACCCAAGAAAUCAGCUAAGAAAUCCCGCUCCAAAUCAAGGUCUCCACAUCGAUCUCACAAAAAGUCAAAGAAGAGUAAACACUGACAACUUUUUUUUUUUCUUUUCUUCCCCAACUCCUCCCUCCUAUUCUCUGCGCCAUGUGUAUAAAAAUUGACUGAUUUGGCAGCUGAAGAUUUCUGCCCUGAUGUUAAAGUGAGGACAAUGAAGUGUGGAGGGUUUUGCAUGGGUUUCCAUCUGGUGUACCAGAUAGAUGGCGCCACUGCUGUUUUAUAUUGUAAAAAAAUAAAUAACGUGCUUGUGUUUCCUGAUUCCCAUCACCUCCAAAUGGAAUUCAUCCAUGUGGUAGACCACACCUGUAAAGAGUGUGACGACAAUAGUCUUAUUCAUGCUGUCAUUUUCUGUUUUUGUAGUUCACAUUAAAAAUAAUUCCUAAUAAA